GCCAAUCUUUAUCACGCAUGAGCUCGCCCCUCCGCCCGUGGCCAUGGCCGCUGAUCAGCUGUUUCAGCCGAACGGAGUGCCUUAUCAGAUCGAGGAAGGAGAGCGACAGUCUCCGCUGGAGGGUCCUCAACCCUUGAGAUGCUUGGGAUGUGCUUUGGGACCCUCGGCGACAGACCCGGCGUUUCGGCAUCAUGCCAGCUCCAACUGUGUGGAUCUUCAGCGAGAGUAUGACUACCCGGAGGGCUACCGAGAUUGGCUUCCUGGCCUCGCAGUCCUCAGUGUCAUGUGCCUGGCUGGAUACCUGAUCAUUACCUACACCAACAGGUCCGUCAGUUCCCUUUCCGACCUAGCUUGGGGGUUGCGCAUGUUGGGCGUUGGAUUCGGUAUCAUCUUCGGCUUGGUCCAUCUACUUCACUGUUGCUUCCACUCACCCAGCGCCCCUGCACCACUCUCCCGGACAGAGCUCUACCACUUGGUGGGCCGGACCACGUGCACCUUUUGGUCAGUCGUGCUGCUCCUGGGCUUUCUGUGCCUUGACAUGGCCAGAGCGCCUGAGGGCUUGGCUUUGAUCCACGGAGCUUUGUACCUCUUUCAGUCCUUGGCAUCCAUCCUAGUGCUGACGCCAUCUUGGCUUCUGGGGAAUUGCUUGACCAAGGAGCCCAUCAAAGCUGGACUGCUGGUGAGCAUGUUUUGGUGUGGCGCCUUGUUUUCUGCGGGCACCUCUGGUGAGUUCAACACCCGACUGCUCUACUUCUGGCGUGAUUGGGACCCUGCCUGCCAUGCGAAGUCGCCUCUGGGUCCCACCUGGCCAUAUGACGAUCCCUCCACCUCCUGCGUGGCAAAGGCGCUGGUGGAAUGGAUACUCACGCCUGGUAUCGUGGAAGAAUCCAUGAAGCUGCUGGUGCUUUUGCGCUUGGUUCCCUCGUUGGAAGAUGCGAUGCGCUCCCUUUGGCUGACGCGAUGCCCCCGCAUGUCGACGUUUCAAUGCUUGCCCUGCUGCGGGUGGUUUCUGAAGCUGGCAGCUUCUCCAGUCGUGGUGGUCCUUUGUGGUAUGUCAGUGGGGGCUGGCUUUUCGACCCGGGAAAACGUCUCCUACAUCGGCCGAAUCAAAGGGCAAGUGGAAUCAACACGCAACCUCCUGCCUGCUGUUGGCCGAUUGAUCGCCGCGGUGCUUCAUAUCUCCCUGACUGGCACCUGUGCGUUUUUCUUGGCGGUGUCCCUCUUCAAAGGCAAGGCAUAUCGAUGGGCGAAGUACUUGGGCUGGGCGCUGAUGGUUGUGGCUCAUGGAAGCUUUGAUGCAUUCCUGACCUUCAACCAAGCCGUGCCCUUGCAUGAGUGUUACUUUCGCGCCACGUGUGAUCAGACAACGCGAAAAUGCACCAUCGACAAGAAAGGGAUGUUGGCUGGCUGCCGCUGUAGCAGUGGGGUCGAUCCUGAGACCAGACGCUGCAAGGGUCGCAAGGCCAACGGGAACACGUCGGAGCUGACGCUGAGCACGGACUUCACGGACUUGGCUAAGGCUGAGGACUUUUGGGAGCUGGCGGCGGACCGACGGUGGGGCGCAGACUGUAAUCAGCUGCCCGAGAACUCCUAUAUUUGUGGUGCUGUCUAUGUGUCCUGGUUUCCCAUUUGGCCGGCUCCUAUUUUAGGCAGGGCUUGGCAGAGGUGCACGAGGGUGAAUGUAGAUGGGUAUCACUCGAAAGACGAGAUUUGCGUGUUGCGAGGACUCCCAAACCAUGAUGUUCAGUCAAUGUGCCUCAGUUCAACAAAGCAACACCGGUUGAGCAUAUAUAUAUAUAUAUAGAUUCAAGCAACCAAUAUUCAAUACGGCACAGGAAGCUGCCUUUGAUGGUUGUGGCCGGGAGAAGGUGCCCUUAACCUCAGUUUUGGCAGAGCUCAACUUUUCAUAGGGCAACUCCUGCAGAUGUUUGGUGUGGGCGUGUGGUACAUUUUUCCAGUUUGGGGGAUGCAUGGUCCAGUUUGCACAAGGAAAACAAAAAAACAGCAACAAGCUGUUUGAUGGAGUGCUGUUGCAAUAGUCUACACCUUAAGCCUUAUGCCGCCUUACGUCUUAUCUUGCUCGUGACUAGUUGACCAAGAUUCGAACCAUCCUCGCAGGUCUUCUCAUCAUUAUCACUUUCACGCUCUUGGGUUGCUGCUGAGUUUGCGCUUGGGCCGGGAAGGGGGGGUAGAAGCGAAGAAAUCCUGCCGCAUGUGAACCCAGAGUGCGCCAUGAUAUCCCUGGAAGAAACUGGGACCGGUGAGUGUGGGAGACUACCUUAGGUGCGGGUGGACUACCUUAGGUUUCAAGCAUAUCAAUCAUGGGACCUGCUUUCUCCAUCAAAAUGCCAGACUUGAAGGCAGGACCUCGAUGCGUAGUCGUAGGUGUUUGCAGCCGUUGCUGCAGUUUGAACAUGCUCAGGGUCCGUUUGUCAUAGUGUGUCCUAUUCGUCACCCUAGAUUGCAAUUGUUAACUGUGGGAAGGAUUGUACUGAUUCAAUCCUUGCCCACUCUGGGUGCAUGAUUCGACAUUUUCCACUGACCGAAAACGCCAUGCCCAGGUUGCGCGACUCCACGCUUGGAGCGUUCUUUCCAAUCCUCUGCUGGCAGCGAGGUGAUGGAAACAGAAUUGCCUGCCCGACCAAUUCAAUCCAUUCCAGCAGUGAAUGGCCAUGACGGCUGAAUCAAUCACUGGCCAUAGCCAAAGCUGCUAGAGCCGAAUCCCAUUCUACAUCCAUUUACCAUCUCCGGCCGCGAAAGCAGAUGCCGCCGCAUAAAGGCAUGGGUUUUGGGCGGUCGAGUUUGGGGCGUUCAUGAGCAGCAGAUCAGAAGUUUGGAGUUCGGUCCUUGCACAAAUUCUGAAAACAAUCCUUUACUGUCACACUGCUUUGUCUUGCUUGACCAAGG
This is a messenger RNA of Durusdinium trenchii, 2907 nucleotides long. The record is from the annotation of a GenBank genome assembly. Lineage: Eukaryota; Dinophyceae; Suessiales; Symbiodiniaceae.